Hemicordylus capensis (graceful crag lizard) is the source of this 4357-nucleotide messenger RNA. It is a transcript of the gene FAM241A, whose product is annotated as family with sequence similarity 241 member A. Bases 1301 to 1717 code for a protein of 138 amino acids. NCBI's taxonomy places the organism in Eukaryota, Metazoa, Chordata, Lepidosauria, Squamata, Cordylidae. The record is from RefSeq and is a predicted model, not a curated record. The transcript has 2 exons. Gene Ontology annotation, cellular component: intracellular membrane-bounded organelle.
GACAGUUAUGUUAUCCGGUGGUGCAGCCUGGCUCCAGAAGGGAGGGGUUUCUGCUUGCUACACUCCCGGAAAGCACAGCAGCAGAGGCUUUCAUUACAACAUCUCUCUCUUAGCUAUCCCUGCAGGAUAGUUUUUCUUCCAUUGCAUAAUUUACUGCCACGGAGAUAAUCUUUUGGGCAUCCUGGUGCAUUGCUUACUCGGAAGUAAAUUCGACAAUCUUCAGCAGCCGGCAGGGUUGUUGACAAGUGUGUGUCCUUGAUUUACAUCUUUGAAAUGCUGGAAAGUUAUGACUGACCCAGUGCUCAAAAUAUGAGGGGAAAGGAUGGGCGCAGGCGUUGUCAGCAUAAGAUUACAACUCCCAAGAUUUAACUUCUAGAAACCUCGGGGAGGGCGGGAGCCGAUUCAAAGCAUGGCAACGCCAGCCGUUUAAACCGGGUUGCCAAGCCAACUUUUCGGGAUGAUUGGCCGGAAGCCUCCAAGAACCGCCGAGUCAGGGUUCAAACUUCAAAAUAAUAGUGGAGGAGAUUCAUUUUUUUUCUCGAUCGAUCGAUCUAGUUUCUAGACCUCCCGACUGCGAAGGCUGUAGAUUGCAAUGACUGAAGACUAUUGGAAAGAACAAUGCGAGGGGCGGAAUCUCCAAGUCUAGUCCGACGAGCAGCAGCAGUCACAGUUCGCCGCCGCCCCUCCCCCGCCGCCCCCCCAGGCCACUGGCACUGAUGAAGUUUUAAUAGGGGCGGGCGGGGAGCAAAAAUGGGCACCGCUAUUUGCCAGCAGGGACACGAAGAAUAGGGACGACUGUCCCUGGUAAACAGGGGCCGUUUGGACGGCGUAGUUUCGAUUUCUUUCUUUCUUUCCCAUUUUAUUCUUUUGUACACAAAAGGGGGAAACGCUUCGCCCUGUCGCUCGUGUAAAAGGCAGGAGGGCGCAAAAGGGGCAACAACAACAACUCUACACACGACCUGCUGCUAAGCACGCUGCCUCGCCUCGCCUCAGAGCGAGCAGCAGCCAGGCCCCCUCCUUUCGUUUCCACACACAUCCAUUACCCGCCCUCCUCCUCCUCCGCCUCCUCCUCCUCAACCCCGUGACGGCUCCCGAGGCACGCCCUGCUACUGCCAGGCAGUGGCUUUUUGGCAGCCGCCGCAAGAGCAGCGUGACAGACCCUCGCGCUGGGUCGCCUCCCCGCCUGCCAACGCUGCGCCCAAGCGGCGGGACCAGCUGCUGCCCUCAGCCUGGCGGAGGAGGGUACGACGGAGGGCUCUGCGCUUUGCUUUCAGACCGCAGCGAGGCUACCGGGCCGACAAUGGGCUCGACCGAGGAAUUGCUGCUGCCGGCGGCCGAGUGUGUCUUCGAGAAGGAGCGGGAGCUGGCGCCAUCGCUGCCGUCCCUAGGUGGGCGAGCAGGAGCCCGGCACAGGCAGCAGCUGCGGCAAGAGCCGCCUGAAGAGGAGGAAGAGCAGCAGCAGCAGCAGCAGCAGGUCCAACAAGGAGAGAGAGAUAAUGCUGAAGCUGUUACAGAUGAUUAUAAAAAGAUGGGAACUCUCUUUGGUGAACUCAACAAAAGUCUCAUCAGCAUAGGCUUCACAAGGAUGUAUUUUGGAGAACGGAUUGUGGAACCUGUAAUAAUCAUGUUCUUCUGGAUUAUGCUCUGGUUCCUUGGUUUACAAGCUCUUGGACUAGUUGCGGUUCUGUGCCUUGUCAUUAUUUAUGUGCAACAAUAAAGUAUGGAUGGCAGUUGAAGAGCUAUAUCGUAUCUUGGUGGAUUUAUGUACUUAGCCAAACGAGAAUGAUAUACUAAAAGCUGCUGUGCUGAACAUUAUGUGGUCAUUUAACUUGUGCUCUUUCUUUUCAAGCUGCCAUUAUCUUUGAAAUGUAAAAAGAAGCAAAAAUGUCUAAGGUCUCCUGAAUAAAUGGGUAGGGUAUCUUAGUAUGGGGCAGAGGGACACAGUCCUUUGAAUGAAAAAUAGCUAUUGAACUGAUGUAGGUCCUGUUGAAUCCAGAUCUGAGAAGACUCUGAGAUAACAAAUCUGUAAAAAUAGAUCAACAGCUAUUUUAUAUUUAAGCUUUCAAAUCACUUUUGUAUUGGGAACUAAUCUUUAAAAGGCCAAUUUGUAUGCUUCAUGAUUUUAUACCAUCCUAUUAAUCUCUUUGCAAACUUCUUCAGCUUAAAUUAUAAUAUAGUUCUGUUUCUGUAUCUAAAUUAUUGUGUAUGUACAUAUGCAAGUUUGUGUAUGACAGAUUGAUAUCACUAAUAUUUUGUAUGUGUGUAUAUAAGGUAAAUGUCACUUUGGAAUUUGCAGGUAAGAAGCUAAUAUUCUCAAGUCAUGUUGUUGUUGCUGUGUCUUCACACUUUUAAGGAAGUGUAAUUUGCCAGUGGACAAAAUAUGUCUUCUGGUUUUAUUGUAAUGGCUUCCUAACUCACUGCAUUUUGAUUCUGAAACUUUUUCAUAUGUACAAGCACAGCAGAUUUUGAUACUAGAAAAAUUACACAAAAUACCGUGGCAAAGUUAAUUUCAAAAAUUCAUAAUGACCUAAAAUGCUCCUGCUGCUACCAAACUUAAGCAGAAAUGGAAAACUAAUCGCAGGACUUUCAUUGAUGCUGCUGCCAACAUGAGCAGUGUCCAGGUCCAUCAAGAACCAUGAGAAAUGUAGCCUGGUUCCUGGCUGGUACAAAACAGCUUUGUUUCUUCUCACAGGUUGUGCUUUUCUAAAAAUGCAACUUAUAAUUCAGAUAAUGUUAUCUAACCCAUCUCUCUAAUACUUGCAGAAUGUCCUUCAGUAAAGGGGUGUGUGCAUGUGACAUUUAUCAAGUAUUGUGAUUCUGCUUAUGUUGGUUUGCAAAGUGAAAGAUUAUUUGAAUGUGAGAGGUCUGGGGAAGUGAUAGAGAAAAGUGUAAUUCAGCCAUCAUUACCAUAUGAAUUAAUUGGGGUUGCAAUGUAAUUAUGCAGCUUUUGUUAUAUGCAUACCACAUAGUUACUAUAGGCCACAUAAUCAAUUUUCUCCUUGAAAACAUACUUUAACUACACAAUUUUUUAAAAAGAAAAGAAUUGAAUGGACACAACUAAUGUCUAUCCUUAAUGUUGAAAAUAAGUGAACCAACCCCCUUCCCCACCCCCUCUGUACAACUUGCUGCAAUACUUCACCCUUGAUUUGAAGGGGGAGGUAUUUGAUCUUUCUGGUUUUGGUUUUGUUGCAAACUGGUAACAGAAGUGCCAUCAGGACUAAUUAUGACCAUAUCUUAAAAGUGUGCAUGAUAAAAACUGCUAGAUUGGGGUACAAAACUAUUUCUCUCUUUAUUGGUACUGUGGCUCUUGAGUGACAUGCAUUGCAUAUAAAGGUCCUUUAACUGCAGUAUCUUUUCUGUUCAUUUCAUAUGAAGAAAGCAGGUCUCUGAGCACAAAGAACUGCAUCCUCCCAUUUAAAUGAAUGAAAACUUCCCAAUUGAACAGGAGUUCCAUGUGAGCAUUGCGCACAACUGGGGGUUGGGAUCAAAGUGUACAUUCUUGGGUCAAACUUGUGACUGUGUUUCAUCCACACAGCAUUUUCUUACUUGGGUCCCAAUUUAGAAUUGAAAGAAUUUAUAUGGCAGAAAUCACAGCACAAAAAGUGAAGGUACAAUGUCCCAAGUGUGCAUGUUUUAAAAGUAUUCUUGUUUGCAGUUGGACACAAAAGAACAGGGCUGAUUCAAUGUUGGUACUGAUGGAAUGACUGACAUUGUGCAGGAAGGAAACAGUGACAGAUUGUGGCUCAUUGUGAAGAGAAUAACUCUCUACAUCUCUAUUUUGUAUAUUUAAGUGAGGAUGUUUACAGUUUAAGGUAAAUUACCACUUGGGCCAUUGAUACUAAAAUUAUCAUUUUUGGAGAAUAUUAUAUGGAUCAUUUGGGGAUGUUUUCUUAAAUAAUUUAUCAAUCAGAGGUGUGUGUGUGUGUGUGUGUGUGUGUGUGUGUGUUGGGCAGGGGAGGAUAUCCUUCAAAUACUUAAUUGUUGUGUAUAAGAAGCUUGCCAAAUUUCGGAGAGCUGUGCACAGUGUUUCAUGUGUGCACUGGGACUUUUCCAGACCUUCCUUUCUGCUGCAGCUGCUGGCACACCCCAAAGGCCACAGGGAGCCCCCAGAGCAGUGUGUGCUGCAGCACAGGUAGAUGCAGCAAGGAGUGGAAAUAGGUGAGACGCACUGACACAAGGGCUUUCUGCUUGUGUAUGGGACUCUUUGGCUCAAAUUAUGUGGUGUUAAACUGAUGAAACUUCAUUUGCACUUAAGCUGCCAUACACAAAGUGAAUUUGUUUCCUUAAAAAUGUUUGUAUAAAACUGUAAAUUUGAAACAGUUAUGUUUUCUAAUAAAAUAUCUCAUUACACAAAUUA